Messenger RNA from Rubroshorea leprosula, 971 nucleotides. NCBI's taxonomy places the organism in Eukaryota, Viridiplantae, Streptophyta, Magnoliopsida, Malvales, Dipterocarpaceae. The record is from the annotation of a GenBank genome assembly.
UACCUUCCUUGAAACAGGGGAAAUGCUAUCAUCUCUUACGUCUCCCUGGCCUUUUGCUCAAUGGGGCGUCGACCUGCUCGGCCCCUUCGUCAAAGGCAAAGGAGGCUGCACUUUCCUGGUCAUUGCGGUGGAUUAUUUCACCAAGUGGAUAGAAGCUAAACCAUUAUCCACGACAACAGAAAGGAAAAUCGAAGAAUUCUUGUUCAAUUCCAUAUUGUGCAGGUUCGGCAUACCUAAGUGGAUUAUCGCCGAUAAUGGGCCACAGUUUCGAGCCGCAGCACUGAGAUCGUUUUGCAACGAUUAUGGCAUUGAGCUCGCCUUGACAUCUGUGUACACACCACAGUCCAAUGGGCAAGCCGAGUCCGCCAAUAAAAUCGUCUUGCGAGGCCUCAAGGCACGAGUGUUAGCUACACAUUCUAAUUGGGUUGACGAGCUCAAUAAAGUGCUUUGGUCUUGUCGCACCACACCCAGCUCGGCCACGGGCGAAACCCCUUUCAGCCUGGCCUAUGGAGCUGAAGCCGUCAUCCCCGUCGAGGUUGGAUUGCCAUCUGAUCGAGCAGGCCAGCAUGACGACCUCAACAAUGAGCAACUUUUAAGAGAGAACCUGGACUUCGUAGAAGAGGUCAGGGAGAUGUCGAGAAUAAGAACUGUGGCACAUCAAAACCGUGUUGCAAAAUUUUACAAUAAAAGGGUCCGAGCUCGCCAGUUUCAAGUGGCUGACCUGGUCCUACGUAAAGCUGGAUUAACUAACACUCAUUCACACAUGGGCAAGCUCGCUCCUAAUUGGGAAGGCCCCUAUAUGGUAGUUCGAGUUAAGCGACCUGGCUCUUACGUGUUAGCCAAUAUGCAAGGAUGCCAGUUACCUUACAUUUGGAACAUAUAGAAUCUUAGAAAAUUUUACAGUUAGCCUGUAUACUAUUCUUUUAUUCAAGUCGUUAUUCGACAAUUGUAAAUAAGGGCAUACUGGAAAU